AUGAUCUUCCAACACUCUCUCCUCGCCGCCCUGGCAUCCCUCGCCCUGGCAAAGCCGACUCCCACCAGAACAACCUCCAACCCAUCCAUCAACGCCCUCGAGAAGCGCGCCCUCUGCAACGACCACGAAAACCAGCUCGCAACAUGGUACGACAAGGGCACCGACCCGAACCAGAUCACGGCCUGCGGGCACAAGUACGACCCCACGGCCAUUGUCGUGGCCAUUUCCACCGACGUGCCCAACUACAAGAACUACUGCGGCCGGCAGAUUCUCAUCUCUUCAAGAGAGCAGACGGCUGCCGUCAUUGCGAUUAUCGACGAUGCUAACGCUACGGGGACGCUGGGGGAGUUUGCGCUGGACUUGUCGCCGGCGGUGUUUGAUAUGCUUUCGCCGACGGAUCAUACGGUGGAUGCGGAUGGGGAGGUUGCGAUUGAUUGGGUUGUGCUUGGUGGGGAUCCUUGCCCUUGA
This is a messenger RNA of Trichoderma citrinoviride, 468 nucleotides long. RefSeq lists its product as hypothetical. The record is from RefSeq and is a predicted model, not a curated record. The transcript has a single exon. Bases 1 to 468 code for a protein of 155 amino acids. Lineage: Eukaryota; Fungi; Ascomycota; Sordariomycetes; Hypocreales; Hypocreaceae.